AUGGUGUUUCAACUCAAAUUCAGCAAGAGGAACCACGUGCAAUACCAGUUCACUGCUUGGUCCAUAGGCCUUAAUUUGUGUUUGCAAGAUGUGUGCAAGUUAUUUCGUCUGAUACAAGAUGCCAUAGACUUGGUCCGGAAAGCUGUCCAUAUUGUCAACAAAUCGCCAAAGAGAGCUGAAAUCUUCAAUGAAAAGCAAAUGGAGGAUGAGGAAACAAUCUUUUAUGGCCACCAGAAUCUUAAAACUCUUUGCCCAACUCGUUGGACAGUUCGAAGUGACGCUAUUAAAGCUGUACAUGUCUUGGACAACUACGAGGCUCUAAAAGAAACCUGCAACGAUGUUGUUGACGAAGGUGGAAAUGUUGCUCUAAAAGCAGAUGGUAUGCUUAGAAGACUCAAGAAGUUCUCAACUCUGUUUGGUUUAAGAUUGUCCUACCUUGUGUUUAGUCCAGGUGAAGAAUUAUCUAGAACCUUGCAGAGUAAAGAUUGCAACAUCCAAGAGGCUAUUAAUUCUUCCAAUCUUACAGGCAAUUAUUACAAGCGCAUGCGUUCAGAUAAAGAGUUUAACGGUUUCUACGACCGCGUAGUAAAGGAGUCCGAAGGUAAAACGAAAGCUCCAUUUCUCGCGCGGCAACGAAAAGUACCAGCAAGAUUUGAUGAUGGUGCUCCAGGGCAUGACUUCGGCAGCCCAAAAGCAUUUCACCGCCAGCAAUAUUUUGAAGUUCUCGAUCUUGUAUAUCCAGAUCUUGUUCGGCGAUUUGACCAGAAAAGCUUCACGUUGCUUCGAGAUAUAGAACAACUACUUUUAAGAGCUGCCAAUGGAAAUCAAUUUGUCAUUAAAGAAACGAUUUCUGACAUUUACGCGAACGAUCUUGACUUGGAUCGCCUAGAGUUACAUUUGAAGAUGCUGCCCGAUCUGGUUAAAUGUUCGAAUUCUGCAGUGCCAAUAAAGGAGGUCACCAAACUUGAAACCCUGUGCAGUUUAAUUGCUGAAAAUCCCAACAACCGUAAAUUGUUUUCCGAGGUUGACAAGCUGCUUAGGCUAUUCCUUACAGUUCCAGCAACUAGCGCAACGGCGGAACGUACGUUCUCAAUGCUCAGGAGACUGAAAUCGUACCUUCGCGCGACGAUGGGGCAAGAAAGACUAAACAAUGCCAUACUGCUAAACAUUUACCAGUCAGAGUUUGACGAUCUUGACAUCCAUGGAAUUGUAAAGAAAUUUGCAGCCUGUCACGAACGUAGAAAGGCCUUUUUUGGCUCCUUCGAUUAA
Molecule: messenger RNA, 1269 nt
Organism: Paramuricea clavata
Lineage: Eukaryota; Metazoa; Cnidaria; Anthozoa; Malacalcyonacea; Plexauridae
Source: the annotation of a GenBank genome assembly